Molecule: messenger RNA, 723 nt
Organism: Darwinula stevensoni
Lineage: Eukaryota; Metazoa; Arthropoda; Ostracoda; Podocopida; Darwinulidae
Source: the annotation of a GenBank genome assembly
AUGGUUCACACUCCCCUAAAGGUGGAAUUUCACAUCACUGCUCCAGACAUCAUGAUCCACCCUUUUAGGGUUUCUCCUCCAGUUACCCCAAACAUUCCCCAGGAAACUGGGAUCCUUCUGGAAAGAGAAGCUUGGAUGACAGUGCUUGCAUCAACGAAGGCGAAGGCUUUGAGGGCAGAAACAAGCUACGCCAGUGGGGAUGCAGGAUCCAUCUGCAAGUGCAACCAAGGCAAAGAUGGUAAGGAGAACAUCAUCCACAUGGUGAAGGCCCUUAUUAGCAAGGAAGUAACCCCAGGCAUAUUCUUUUCUUGGAAAGAAAGGAAAGAAGUGCUUCAAGGAACUAAAAUCUGCAAGUCGAAUACAGCUACAAGCGCUGAGAACUUUCGCAUCAAUGCGUUCACUUGGUUCAAACUUAGCAUUGCGACCGCUGCCUGUUACACGGAGCUGGUCCCCGUGUAUGUCAAGUGUACUGGCUUCCGGUGGUUCAGCAUCUUCAGAGAAGUACCUGAAAAGGAGGAGGAGCCUUCCUUUCUGGACCAGCCCCACAGUAGUUGUCCAAGGUCCACCCAGACGCCAGAGCUUGUCGAGACGGUGCGAGAGCUGGUGGAUGAAGACUGCCUAGUGACUACUCGAGAGCUGGAUGAGUGGCUCGACGUUGGCAAGAGCACUGACCACGAGGUGCUCACACAAGACCUGCAGCUGCGCAACGUGGCAUCAGUUUGG